Messenger RNA from Helianthus annuus (common sunflower), 729 nucleotides. RefSeq lists its product as uncharacterized. Lineage: Eukaryota; Viridiplantae; Streptophyta; Magnoliopsida; Asterales; Asteraceae. Bases 82 to 531 code for a protein of 149 amino acids. The record is from RefSeq and is a predicted model, not a curated record. The transcript is spliced from 2 exons.
CCAAGGUGCCUAGUUGCCCACACAUUUGUUCCACUCACUCAACAAACUUCAAAAAAGCACAGUUUGAUUCUCAGAUCCACCAUGGAAGCUUUAAUCUCUCAGUUCACUUAUCUCUCCGAUCAAUCCCUCAACGACAAAAACUUCGACCCACAAACAAUCGAAGAUCUAAUGCGACUAUUCGAGCUUGAAUCAUACAAAGCAUGGGCUGCAAUGGAGCUGGAGUUAGAUAACGAAGUGGCAGAUGCUGAAAAUUCGAUGAAAGAAGCCGAAGAUGAACUCGAAUCCGCCAUGGAAAGCGCCAUGAGGGAAUUCAGAGAGUUUGAAGAGGAGAUGGAGCGUGAGUCGAAUAAGGAGCUGCAAGGAUUGUUGUCCAUCGGCGAAAGCGCCAGGCGGUUGGGGAAGACGAUGGAGAAAGCCGCCAAUAUCGCUUCCAACAGGUAUAUUGAGGCAGCGUUGAAUUCAGCAACAGCGUCGAUGAGAUCAGCGAUGAAGACGGUUGCUGGCAAGGGGAAGAAAGUUCAUCCAUCGUGAAUGGAUCUGAUGAUUGUAAGUGAGUUACUGAAUCGACUAUGUGCGGUUUAUGUUGUUGUUGUUGAAUUGUUGGUAUAAUAUUUCAGUUGAUAAGAAAGUGAGGAACUAUGUUUUAAAUACUAAAAAUGUGUGAAUCAUUUGAGGAUGUAUGUUAAGAAGUUGGUGAUGAUAAUAAUGCAAAUUGUACAACUUAUUUCA